Messenger RNA from Balaenoptera acutorostrata (minke whale), 6289 nucleotides. RefSeq names its product 2-phosphoxylose phosphatase 1 (gene PXYLP1). The record is from RefSeq and is a predicted model, not a curated record. Gene Ontology annotation, cellular component: Golgi apparatus. Gene Ontology annotation, biological process: dephosphorylation; chondroitin sulfate proteoglycan biosynthetic process; glycosaminoglycan biosynthetic process. Lineage: Eukaryota; Metazoa; Chordata; Mammalia; Artiodactyla; Balaenopteridae. The coding region runs from base 1788 to 3182 and encodes 464 amino acids. The transcript is spliced from 10 exons. Gene Ontology annotation, molecular function: phosphatase activity.
UCGCCUCCCCCUGCGCCGGGCGGAGCGGGCGGCGAGCGCCGAACCGGGCGCGCUGUGGCGGAGCCGGGGCCGGGCCGGGACCAUGGGCGGCCUUUGCCCCGCAGCCUCCGGUGGGUGCCUCCCUUCACCCGCGCUGCGUCCUGCUUCUCCACCUCCAGCCCCGCACCUCGCCAGCCUCCAUCCGCGGUCCAGCCCCUCCAGCCCGCUCCUGCCCGGCUCCCGCACUCCUGCCGCCAGAUUCCUGCCGGAACUGGAGCUUGCAGAAUCCCCCUUCCCCGGCCGUGGCCAGCCGGCUGGUCUCCAGAAGGCCCGCGGGUGAACCCGAGUGUGGAGCAGGCAGUGCCCAGCCAGCCUCACAGACGUGACGUGACUGCGGACGGAGCUUGGCAACAACUCCUCCUCGGAGGUGUUGGUGCCCCGUCUGGACAUCUGUGCGAAGAGGAUCUAAAGCAGGAGGAGGGAGGAAGCAGCAGAGUGAACUGACAGAAGAUGAGUAGGAUGUGUUCCUGAUUCGAGGUGAAACCAUGACGAGAAGAUAAAACAAAUAAUAAUGCUUUUCCGCAAUCGCUUCGUGCUGCUGCUGGCCCUGGCUGCGCUGCUGGCCUUCGUGAGCCUCAGCCUCCAGUUCUGAACGUUCCGUGACUCCCUAACUGGGUCUGGGCUUCUUGGCUGUACAUCCGGGGUGCCCUGAACCUGCUCCCCUCCUUACACUAGCCGUGCAGUAUCAUACUUUUCAGUUCCUGUGUCUUUUCCAUCUACAAGACUGUCUGCUCUUUGAGAGCAGGACCCACAUCUGUUUCCCUCUUUAUCACGGGAACCAGCACUGCCGACCACACAGGAGGUGUCUCAGGAAUGUUUAAGAGAAUGAAUGAGUCUACACCUGCUCUGGAAAGCAGGCUGACCCUAAUUCCCUAUCCUUCUGGUGCUGUGUACUUGAAGCCGAGAAAAUAUCUGAGCAAUGCCGGCAAUUGUGUUUUUGCUGCCACCUACCUGCCCUCCACUUUCCACCUCACCCCGAUGGGUGGGAGACAAGGGCUUGGCCCCCAUCACCGCCUGGGACAUCUCUGUGAGGAGGUGGCGUUGCUGUCACUGUCUGCCUGACGGAAGGAAGGGCAGGCGGCUGCGAGAGCAGGGUGCUCUGAGUGUGCUGGGGGACGUGGGAAAGACUUGGCGUUUGGAAUAAGUGGUUUGAAGGGAAGCGGCUUUGAACAAGUUUCUCCGCUUCACCUCCAGUUUGUGACAUAUUCCAUGCACACAUCUAGUGCAUAUGACAGGCACUUCAAACAGUAAAGAGAAUUAAAAAUACUCACUUUGUCCUUCCAGAAUAAGGAAAGAGGUCAAGAGAAGAUACUUGUUUAAAGUUUAAAGAUACUCCAGAUGGUUAAUAAACUGUUUUUUAAAAAAAAAAAGAAUCUUUUCCAGAAAGUGUGUUAGGACUGUCAUUUAUUUACUUGUUUAUAACUUUUCAUUAAAAACUUUCCAUCCUGUCACUGGAGAGGCAGGAUGUUACAAUCAACCUUGAUUGUUAUUCUGAGACCCUGACAGGUUCUGAGACGUGAAUGUGGGUUACUUGUGCUUGCUGCGUUUCUCUUGCAUGGGGUGGUUUCCGCAUCCCUGAAUUGGCCUGUGUGUUUCGCUUAUAUAACUCUUCUGAAAGUACCUUCUGUUUUAGGAGAGCCACUUUUCAGCCGUACUGUUUUUCGGGAAAAUUUUGCAGGGUAAAUUGGCCUGCCUGGGUCUGAGGUCUUUAUUCUUGAAUACGUUGGAGUUCGGGAAGACAUUAAGAUAUGAACAUUCUGACUGCUCUUCUGCUUCUAGUCCACCUGAUCCCAGUGUCGGCAGCUAAGAAUGGAGUGACUAGCAAGAAUCGAAAGAGGAUCAUGCCUGACCCGGUGACGGAGCCCCCCGUGAUGGACCCCGUUUACGAAGCCCUUUUGUACUGCAACAUUCCACGUGUGGCCGAGCGCAGCAUGGAAGGUCACGCUCCGCAUCAUUUUAAGCUGGUCUCAGUGCAUGUGUUCAUCCGACACGGGGACAGGUACCCACUGUAUGUCAUUCCCAAAACGAAGCGCCCAGAAAUUGACUGCACUCUGGUGGCUAACAGGAAACCGUAUCACCCUAAACUGGAGGCUUUCGUGAGCCACAUGUCCAGAGGAUCCGGAGCCUCUUUCGAAAGCCCCUUGCACUCCCUGCCUCUGUACCCCAGUCACCAGCUGUGUGAGAUGGGAGAGCUCACGCAGACAGGGGUUGUGCAGCAUCUGCAGAAUGGCCAGCUGCUGAGGGACAUCUAUCUGAAGAAACACAGACUCCUGCCCCAUGACUGGUCCACAAAGCAGCUUCACUUGGAGACCACUGGCAAAAGCCGGACGCUGCAGAGUGGGCUGGCUCUGCUUUAUGGCUUUCUCCCAGAUUUUGACUGGAAGAAGAUUUAUUUCCGGCACCAGCCCAGCGCUCUGUUCUGCUCUGGGAACUGCUAUUGCCCGCUGAGGAACCAGUACCUGGAAAAGGAGCAGCGUCGGCAGUACCUGUUGCGUCUGAAAAACAGGCAGCUGGAGAGGACCUACGAGGAGAUGGCCAGGAUCGUGGACGCGCCCACCAAGCAGCUCCGGGCCGCCAACCCCAUAGACGCCAUGCUCUGCCUCUUCUGCCACAACGUCAGCUUCCCCUGCACCAGGAACGGCUGUGUUAACAUGGAGCACUUCAAGGUGAUCAAGAGGCAUCAGAUAGAGGACGAGAGAGAGAGGCAGGAGAAGAAACUGUAUCUGGGCUACGCGCUCCUGGGCGCCCACCCCAUCCUGAACCAGACCGUGGGCCGCAUGCGGCGCGCGGCGGAGGGCCGGAAGGAGGAGCUCUUUGCUCUCUCCUCUGCUCACGACGUCACUCUGGCCCCGAUUCUCAGUGCCUUGGGCCUUACCGAAGCCAGGUUCCCGAGGUUCGCGGCCAGGUUGAUCUUUGAGCUCUGGCAAGACAGGGAGAAGCCCGGCGAGCACUCCGUCCGGAUUCUCUACGACGGUGUCGACGUCACGUUCCACACCUCGUUCUGCCAGGAUCACCACAGGCGGUCUCCCAAGCCCAUGUGCCCCCUCGAAAACUUCGUCCGCUUUGUCAAAAGGGACAUGUUCGUGGCCCUGGGUAGUGGUAGCACUAAUUAUUAUGAUGCGUGUCACAGGGAAGGAUCCUAAAAGGUACAUGGUGUGGCGCUAACAGAAUCUAUGCCAAUACAGAGGGAUGGCAAAGGUCCACUUCUAGUUCUUUCGGUUGCUAAGGGUACAAGGUGAUUUCUAAAGGCCGGAAAUCAUGCUUGGGGGCCACAUAGAUUUAGGGUUGAACAGUGAGUAUGUUGCUGUAAUUGGGUACGUGAGUUACUUGGUACACAAUGGCCAGUUCACAGAGAAAGGAAGGUACUUUAUCAUAGCCAGACUUUGCUUAGGAUGCUAGAAUAACACUUCAGUACCCAAAGCUGCCAAUCCACAUGUGUGUUCUUUUGAUCUGCCUUGGUACUGUAUGAUGGAACCAGCAAACCUCAGCCAGAAGUUUCUUAAUCUGGGACAAUCUUACCUUGUCCUUGUUCAGUGAACAAUUUCCUGAAGUGAUUUAUCUAAAAUAGGGGUAGGCAGACUUUUUCUGUAAAGGGCCAAAUAGUAAAUAUUGUAGACAUUGUGGACCAAAAGGCCACAUAUAGCGUCUGUCACAGCUACUCGAUUCUGCUCUUGUAACUUGAAAGCAGCGACAGACAGCGCGUGAAUGAAUAAGCAUGGCUGUGUUCAUAGGCCGCACAGAACAGGCGGUGGGCCAGGUGUGGCCCGAGGGCUGUAGUUUGCUGACCCCUGUUCUAAAAGCCAGGCUCUACUACAAUUGCACUUCCAGCACUUUGCGAGAGAACCAGUUGAAUACCCAGAAUUAUUCAGUGGUGCCUCCAGUAACUUCUGCUAGAAACACAGAAUCUGUAUCUGUAUCCGACAUUAUAACAAAACUUGAGGGGAAAUAAACAUUGAAUCAAAAUGAAUCAUAGGGGCUUCCCUGGUGGUGCAGUGGUUGAGAAUCCACCUGCCAAUGCGGAGGACACGGGUUCGAGCCCUGGUCUGGGAAGAUCCCACAUGCCACGGAGCAACUGGGCCCGUGAGCCACAACUACUGAGCCUGCGCAUCUGGAGCCUGUGCUCUGCAACAGGAGAGGCCGUGAUGGUGAGAGGCCCGCGCGCCAUGAUGAAGAGUGGCCCCCGCUCGCCGCAGCUAGAGAAAGCCCUCGCACAGAAACGAAGACCCAACACAGCCAAAAAUAAAUAAAUUAACUAAUUAAAAAAAAAAAAAUGAAUCAUAGAAAAAUUAUUAGAAUAAUACUUGAUGUUCAUGAUGAUUAUGGUAUAAGAUAGUUUUGAGUAUGUCUUAAAUAUUUGUCUGCUGUAGUCUAUUUGCUGUACAUGCUGAAAUUUUUGUAUUCCAUUUAGUAUUUUUAUAGUCUAGGAAAAUAUUUUCUAAGACCAGUUUUAGAUGUGCUCUGAUUCCUAUGAAAUAUUCAAUUUACUGUAUCUGCCUGGGGGUUAGAAGGGAGCCAGAAGCUGAAUUCAGGCACUUUCUUCCAAUAAAACCAAUUAUGGCUCAUUGCCUUCGACAAGCAGUAGAAUUGGAUCGAUUUUUAAACCAUUUUCGUGUUUCAAAUGGUAAAUUCGAAUUGAUUUUUAAAUAAGUUUUUGGAAGAACUUUGUUACUAGAUAGUUAAAUAAUCUUUAUAAGGUAUUUUAUAUAUUAGAAGCAAUUAUAAUUAAAUCUGUGAUUUCUGACUAAAAUGGUGCUAGUCCUGUGCGAAGAAAUAUAAAGUGAGAUUCCCCGAUGUCGCUGGUAUUCCAGCCUUUUCUCUUUGUUUUUUGUCCCGUGUUGCAUUUGAGUACAUCCGUUUCUAUUAAUAAAUUUUUGAAGAUUACUCGUACACACAACUCAUGGUUUGUACCUGUAAGUCACUCUAUUUCCUUUCAAGUGAGUUCAUUUUUUUUUUUUUAAUUUUUAAUUUUAUUUAUUUAUUUAUUUAUGGCUGUGUUGGGUCUUCGUUUCUGUGCGAGGGCUUUCUCUAAUUGCGGCAAGUGGGGGCCACUCUUCAUCGCGGUGCACGGGCCUCUCACUAUCGCGGCCUCUCUUGUUGCGGAGCACAGGCUCCAGACGCGCAGGCUCAGUAAUUGUGGCUCAUGGGCCUAUUUGCUCCGCGGCAUGUGGGAUCUUCCCAGACCAGGGCUCAAACCCAUGUCCCCUGCAUUGGCAGGCAGAUUCUCAACCACUGCGCCACCAGGGAAGCCCCAUAUGUUUUUUUAAUUUAUCCUUUUUUUAAUAAAUAAAAACAUUUUAAAUUAGAAAGCUCUACAGCAGGGGUCCCCAACCCCCAGGCCACAGACCGCAGCCUGUUAGGACCCGGGCCGCACAGCAGGAGGUGAGCGGCAGGCAGGGGAGCGAAGCUUCAUCUGUAUUUACAGCUGCUCCCCAUCGCUCGCAUUACCGCCUGAACCAUUCCCCGUCCCCCAACCCUGUCCGUGGAAAAACUGUCUUCCACGAAACCAGUCCCUGGUGCUAAAAAGCUUGGGGACCGCUGCACUACAGUACACGUGGGUAAGGGAGGGCCAGGCCCCAGCCUAGUGUGGCCAGCCGCAGGCCAAGCUGGGCCCUCAGGGGUGACGGGAAGGGACAGCAGUCCUGCACUGGGCCACAGAGGGGCUGCAGCUUCCUUCUCUGACAGCAGCAUCAGGGCUCGGUGGCUGAGAGGAUGUGUCACAGCUGGUGGCCUUGGACUGGGUGAAAAUGUGUCCCCAGAGCUUCUUUUUUUUUUUUAAAGGCAAAGAGACAUUUUUAUUUAUUUAUUUUUGGCUGUGUUGGGUCUUCGUUUCUGUGCGAGGGCUUUCUCCAGCUGUGGAAAGCAGGGGCCACUCUUCAUCGCGGUGCGCGGGCCUCUCACCAUCGCGGCCUCUCUUGUUGCGGAGCACAGGCUCCAGACGCGCAGGCUCAGUAAUUGUGGCUCACGGGCCCAGUUGCUCCGCGGCAUGUGGGAUCUUCCCAGACCAGGGCUUGAACCCGUGUCCCCUGCAUUAGCAGGCAGAUUCUCAACCACUGCGCCACCAGGGAAGCCCCCAGAGCUUCUUUUAUUGCUGAAAAUCGUGUGUUAUCAUCUCUCGAGUAUUUAAAGCCUAAGCAGGUUUUUUUGUUGUUGUUCCCACUCACAAUCUAUCUGAAUCAGCACUGCUAAACACAGCUUGAAGAUUUAAAAAUAAAGGUGAAUCAGAAGAUGUUUUAAAAAUCAAUUCGCAACA